AUGAGUGUCGCUUACCUAAAUGAAGACAUGUUUAAUGAAAUACCAUCUUGCCAACUUUAUGCAGAGUUAGUGUUUGAACAGUCUUGUUUAAGUUGCUGUGCUCCUCUGUUUUCAAUGAGUUCUGUUUCAUUUUGGAUUUCUCUGUGCUGGGCACUAGGCUUUGUUUUGAAGAGAGAAUUUGCAGAGGGAGAAGAUGAAAGUGACUUCAUCUUGCAUAUGGAAAGAGAACCAACAUCUGUCGAUUGCUUGCUCUGUGCUGGGCUUUUUAUGUAUCUUUAUCUUGUGUAUCCUCAUCACAUCUCAUGUUAA
This is a messenger RNA of Rangifer tarandus platyrhynchus (Svalbard reindeer), 309 nucleotides long. The record is from the annotation of a GenBank genome assembly. Lineage: Eukaryota; Metazoa; Chordata; Mammalia; Artiodactyla; Cervidae.